Molecule: messenger RNA, 345 nt
Organism: Aspergillus mulundensis
Lineage: Eukaryota; Fungi; Ascomycota; Eurotiomycetes; Eurotiales; Aspergillaceae
Exons: 2
Coding region: 1-345 (114 amino acids)
Biological process (GO): positive regulation of transcription by RNA polymerase II
Cellular component (GO): nucleus
Molecular function (GO): DNA-binding transcription factor activity, RNA polymerase II-specific; zinc ion binding
Source: RefSeq, a predicted model, not a curated record
AUGCUCCCAUCCACAUCCCCCACCCCCACCCAACAGUAUACAGCCGAGGCGUGUUUCGCAUGCAAGAGCAAGAAGCGGAAAUGCGACAAGCAGUUGCCGGCUUGCUCGCGGUGCAGGAAAGUGGACCAGGAGUGCUUGUAUGGGAUUGCAGCCGAUGGUGUCUAUGGCAAGAUUGUUCCUGCCACGAACAACGACCUGUCCACGUACGUAACAUACCGUGCAACCAGCAAGGACACGUCUGAUAGAGCACAGUUCGAAUCAUCUCCUACCGAGAUCAGAAGAGGCUCUACCGACAUCAAACUGGGGCUCGUGUGGUCGAUGCAACAGGUUGAAGAGGCGAUGUGA